Molecule: messenger RNA, 932 nt
Organism: Sinocyclocheilus rhinocerous
Lineage: Eukaryota; Metazoa; Chordata; Actinopteri; Cypriniformes; Cyprinidae
Product: AP-3 complex subunit sigma-1-like
Exons: 6
Coding region: 168-749 (193 amino acids)
Biological process (GO): Golgi to vacuole transport; intracellular protein transport
Cellular component (GO): membrane coat; AP-3 adaptor complex
Source: RefSeq, a predicted model, not a curated record
CUGUAGCGGAAGUCACUCUGACGCGCUUGUUGACAGGUUCCGGCGCGCUCUUCCGCUCUGCUGUUCGCCUGAGUGUCAGAUUGCGAUUAUUAGUUAUUGAUUAUUGGAAUAUCAGUCUGUAACAUCGACGACUUCAGCCGCAGCUGGAUCCGACCACAGCGGUGAACAUGAUAAAAGCCAUUCUGAUCUUUAAUAAUCAUGGCAAACCACGACUGUCAAAGUUCUACGAGCAUUAUACUGAAGACACAGAGCAGCAGAUCAUCAGAGAAACCUUUCAUCUGGUUUCCAAGCGAGACGAGAACAUUUGCAACUUCCUGGAGGGAGGACUGUUAAUCGGCGGCUCGGACAACAAGCUGAUCUACAGACACUACGCCACGCUGUACUUCGUGUUCUGUGUGGAUUCGUCCGAGAGCGAGCUGGGCAUUCUGGAUCUGAUCCAGGUGUUGGUGGAGACGCUGGAUAAAUGCUUCGAGAAUGUGUGUGAGCUGGACCUGAUCUUCCACGUGGAUAAGGUGCACAACAUCCUAGCGGAGAUGGUGAUGGGUGGCAUGGUGCUGGAGACCAACAUGAGCGAGAUCAUCACGCAGGUGGAGGCGCAGGGCAAGAUGGAGAAGUCUGAGGCUGGGAUCACAGGGGCUCCGGCGCGUGCUGUGUCGGCCGUGAAGAACAUGAACCUGCCAGAGAUGCCCAAGAACAUCAACAUUGGGGACAUCAGCAUCAAAGUGCCAAACCUGCCGUCUUUUAAAUAGUGAACACUGCACACGAGUGUGAAACUGUGUUUACCAGAGUCCAGCAGAUCUUGAGUUGCAUCACAGACGAUGAAAGCACUGUGUGAUGCUGUCAAUUAAGUAUUUAUUUGAUUCUUCUGUCCUCUGUGUGUGAGUGUGUGUGUGUGUGUGUGUGUGUGUGUGUGUGUGUGUGUGUGUGUGAGU